AUGUUCCCAGUCCCCUUGGCUCCAGCAUCAGUAUCACCAGUCCCCUUGGCUCCAGCAUCAGUACCACCAGUCCCCUCGGCUCCAGCAUCAGUACCACCAGCACCACCCAAUCCAAUCUCAGCGCCCACAGAUUUGGUUUCCGAACAAGCAGGCUCCAUCAUGGACAACAAUCAAUCUCUACCCAAUCUAGUCACGUCUUUAUCCCAAUCAAAAGCUCUGAGCAAUGAGUGUAGUCCAAAAGCUCUGAACAACUGUCUUCCAGAAAAUCCAAGCAAACAUUCCAAAACAUCUACUGAAGACUCUAGUGAAAAGGCUCCAAUCAACGAUCUUCAAGCGGACCAAAAUAAGCCCGACUCAAGUGUACCUACCCAAUCCACUCCCAGCGGCGAGCUUGAUUCUUCAAGUACCCCAACUUUGAUCAGGGACCCCAAGAGCUAUAACUAUGUACAAGGAGAGUCCGAUUCGGAUAGCCCCGAAGAGUCCGAUUCGGAUAGCCCCAAAGAGGACAUUGAAGACAGCAACUUGGACGAUUACAAAGCUAAAGACAAUGGAACAAGUGGUGCUUCCGAAUCUGACAAUCAGUUUGAGACAGUUGAAAAGCAAGAAGCAGACCCAAUUUCACCGUCAAAAAGUGACCAGUGCGAGUCAAACCAGAAUGCAUUGGCCGAGCCGACCCAACCUGCUCGACUGCCACCUCUUGGCCGAGCCGACCCAACCUGCUCGACUGCCACCUCGAGAUCGCUAUGUGCUGCCAGAGAUAGAAAGCAACAGAAGGACCUCAUCAACACACUCAAGGCCAAGGCGCAAUGUCUGGUGAACACGCUCACCCGCAAGCUCAAAAAGAUCCUUUGCAUCCCCAGAGUCCGCCGCGCAGCUCAGGCCUUGGGCCCUGGGGAUUGUAAUGCUUAUGCAAAAUCCCUUGGCAUUAUGCCUGUGCCGUUUGCCUACAGCUUCGAGGCCUUUCCGCUCUACAUCAGUCACUUUGGGAUGUCGCCCGCUAUAGCCAUCUGCAGAGCCCUCCUCUUCUAUCUUUAUCCGAGGCUUUCCCGCUCCAUAUCCGUGACUUUGGGAUGUCGCCUGCGAAUGCCAUCUGCCGAGUCCUCCUCUCCUAUCGUCCUCUGUGAUGCCUUUGUCCAUGAUGGAACGGCUUUCAGGCGGCCAAAAGCAAGCGUACGCCAACCCUGA
Puccinia triticina is the source of this 1185-nucleotide messenger RNA. RefSeq lists its product as uncharacterized. The record is from RefSeq and is a predicted model, not a curated record. Lineage: Eukaryota; Fungi; Basidiomycota; Pucciniomycetes; Pucciniales; Pucciniaceae. The transcript has 5 exons. Bases 1 to 1185 code for a protein of 394 amino acids.